UGGGAAAGAAAAGGUUGUAGACCUUGUGGUAAGCGGCUUCGGAACGUUUUACGACAGCUCAUACAACAUCAACAUACAAAAACAACAGCUCUUAAUCUUCGCCGCGGUUGAUGGACAGAAGUUCUUAUCAGGUGCAUGACUGAUUAUCCGAAGAGCACUGAAUCCAGUUCGAAUCAGCGGUUUUCGUCAAUUGCCAUCAAUGAAUGAAAAAUCCAGCAAUAUAUUUAAAUGACAUAUUCAGCGCUGAGCUCGGACGACGAAGAUACUUACAAGCACUCUCACGGAUGACAUUUCCUCUUCCUUCACAUUUCCCAUUUUUGCCUCACAAUGUUUGUGCCUAAACUUGCAUUGAGGCAAAGGAAGAGUAUCUAUGACGUUGGAAGGAAAUUUUUUACCAUCGUUGGUGUAGCGUCGCUCCCAGGAUCAUUUAUAGUGAACGCGCCGUUCGGUCGUUUCACUCCUCGAAGUCCAUUUCUGACUAUUGAUGGAAGGCUGGGAUGGGUCCUCAUGGAGCUCUGGUCUCCCCUAGGAUUCAUUUAUGCAAUGUUCAAUUCGCCGCUAUCAGAGGAAUCUCCCCGAUUCUCGAUGCCCCAGAUUGUUCUUGUCAGCUGCUUCAUGGUCCAUUAUCUCAAUCGCGGUUUCCUUUCUCCGGCGCGCGCCCCAUCUCGUUCUCGAAUGCACGUCUUCAUGCCACUUACUGGGUUAAUAUUGAAUACGACCAAUGGAGGAUUAAUAGGGUCGUACAUCUCUUCACCCAUAGCGUUCCAACACCUUCAGCCGGAAACUGCCUUUUCAUCCCCUCAAUUUUACAUCGGCGUAUUCCUCUGGGCAGUUGGAUUUCUUGGCAACUUCUGGGCAGAUGAAAUACUCUCCGACAUUCGAAAGAAGGGGGCUUUGAGGGGAAAGGAAAAGAAGCUCUCCAGUGGAGCGGAGUACUACGGUAUUCCGCAUGGAUUCCUGUAUAGGUGGAUAUCGUUUCCAAAUUAUUUGUGCGAGUGGGUGGAAAUGCUUGGAUGGGCGUUGGCCGCAUCACCGAUCCCUAAGCUUACUGACUUGGAAUGGCUCUUGAGCGUGAAUGGUAUAUAUACUAUGGCAUUCACCACUCCGCCGUCACAAUUUGCACCAACUUUGACUCCUCCGUGGAUCUUUCUAAUAGUCGAACUUUGUUUGAUGCUUCCGAGGGCAUACAAAGGUCAUCAGUGGUACAAGGAGAAAUUCGGCGAUGCGUUUCCUAAAGAAAGAAGGGCUGUUAUUCCGUAUGUCUUCUAGUCAGGGAGAUGCCUCGAGUUUUCUGCCUCGAUGCGUAAUUGAAAUGGCUCCAUGGCCUGCCUGCCGAAGAAAGAUUCAUAGUCGACGUAGGUCGACAUACAGCGGUAGAAAGGUGAUUUUUGUUUUGACAAGGUAAAUGAACUAAAUCGGAUCACUCCUUGAGACAAAAUAAUCAGCACGCCCCGAGAAGCGAGGUAAGUAUGUUCCCGGUACGUUCAAAGGAACUCGCAGAUUCGUACAACGGCAUUUCCCUCUUACAUUAUCUCAGACAUCCGAUG
Molecule: messenger RNA, 1547 nt
Organism: Lentinula edodes (shiitake mushroom)
Lineage: Eukaryota; Fungi; Basidiomycota; Agaricomycetes; Agaricales; Omphalotaceae
Exons: 5
Coding region: 328-1269 (313 amino acids)
Biological process (GO): lipid metabolic process
Molecular function (GO): oxidoreductase activity, acting on the CH-CH group of donors
Source: RefSeq, a predicted model, not a curated record